AUGUACGGCCUGUACCUGGAAGCGGUGAAUGAUUACAUCAACGAGUCGUACGGUGAGGAUGUGUGGAGGCUGAUCGAGGCCCGCGCAGAGAUCCCACACCUGAAGUUCGUCCGUCAUCAGAUGUACAAUGACAACCUCAUCCUUCGCUUGGCCAAAGCGGCUGGGGAGGUGUUGGGCAAAACCCAUGAUGAGCUGAUGUACGCCUUUGGAGUCUACAUGGUCAAGAGGAUAGGGAACUACGGCUACGAGCGAAUACUAAAGGUGCUUGGCCGCAAUGUGCGAGACUUCAUCAACGAGUUGGACAACCUGCACGAGUAUUUCCGCUUCUCCUUCCCCAAGGUGCAGCCGCCCAGCUUCUGCGUGGAGGAGGAGUGCGAGACCAGCCUCACGCUGCACUACCGUAGCACCAGGAAAGGCUUCACCCAGUUCGUCAAAGGGCAACUUUCCCAAGUGGGCCGGCAGUUCUACAAUACAGACAUUGAAGUGGAGAUCCUGUCGAAGGAGGAGACAGAGAAGAUGACAUACGUGGUACGCUUCUGCUCUGGGAUUCAGGGACGAAGGGAACGAACGCGACAGAAGGAAGAUUUCUUUUUCAGUUUCAGUAUGCACAGUAAUCUUUUUGUAAAGGCAGGAAGAAAAGUCACCUCCAAUAUGUCUGCAGAGUCAAUGUGUGCUUGUGUGCGUGUAUUGGGAGAGGGAUGGGUGUACAAGAUGAACUUUGACAAUGCGGCCUUCAAGCACCGCAUGCCACAGCAGAAGACGGCGCCGGGCUACGAGAAGCUGCCCAUGAAGCGCGGCAUCUUCUUCGACAUGUUCCCCUUCAGCGUGAUCUUCCGGCGCGACAUGACCAUGUACCGCAUUGGCGACGGCCUCAAGGAGGUCUUCUCCGACCUGCAGGGCAAGAAGGUCAACGAGGAGUUCACGCUGGUGCGGCCCAUGCUCGAGUUCAGCUGGGACAAUAUCUACACCCACCUGAACAACGUGUUUGAGCUGCUGUCCAAAGCCGUGGUGGAGAGCAAACAGAAGGUCAACAUCCCCAAACUCAGCAAAGAGGAGCCCGAGGAGAAAGAGGAGAGUGAGAAACCCAAGAAGGAGAAGCGGGACAUGAAAUCCAUGGAGGAGAUGAAGGGUGCGGGUGCGGGGUCGGACCAGGAGUACGGCACCUCCAGUGUCACCCAGUACAACAGCGCGGCCAACACAGGCGGAGAGGACAUCGAGCUGCUCGCCUUCCAGACCGUCACUGGCAAGUGCAGCGAGACCAUAUUCGAGGACAUGCGAGAGCCACCAAAGAAGCCACUCCACCUGAAGGGACAGAUGAAAUACGUCCCACAGUGGGACUCCCUCAUCUUCCUGGGGACACCCAUUAUUGAGACUGUGGAGGACAUGAUUAAAAUGGGGGUGUAUGUAAAUGAUCUGAACCUGCACGACUCCAGUAGAGAGCUGAUUCUAGCUGGAACACAGCAGUCAGCUGAGCUUCAGCUGGCUUUGGACCAGGAACAACAGAAGUACGCCCAGCUCCAGGAGAUCAUUAAGAAGCUGGAUGAGGAGAAGAAGCGUGGCGACUCCCUCCUGUACGCCAUGAUCCCCAAAGCGGUGGCCGACCGGCUCCGCAAAGGCAUCACCGCCCUGGAGACCUGUCAGGUGUUUCCUGAUGUCACCAUUUUGUUCAGCGACGUGGUGAAGUUCAAUGAGAUCUGCAUCCACAUCACCCCGAUGCAAGUGGUGGACAUGCUGAAUGAGAUCUACAUCGUCUUCGACACCCUCAGUGAGAAGCACAACGUCUAUAAGGUGGAAACCAUCCGGGAUGCCUACAUGGUGGUCGCGGGUGUGCCCAAUAAAACCACCUUCCACGCCCAUCACAUCUGUGACAUGGCCCUGGACAUGCUCAGCUCCAUCGACCACCUCAAGGACCCCUCCACUGGAGACAACAUCCAAAUCAGAGUCGGUAUCCAUUCUGGCAUGGUGGUGGCAGGAGUGGUGGGGUUGAAGAUGCCACGCUACUGUCUGUUUGGCGACACGGUGAACACGGCCUCGCGCAUGGAGAGCAACGGAGUGGGCAUGCAAAUCCACAUUAGUCAGACGACAAAGGAUCACCUAGAACACGAGCCCUACAUUAUUGAGGAGAGAGGCAAGAUCUUUGUUAAGGGGAAGGGCUACAUGAAGACAUAUUGGCUGAAGGGGAAGAAGGACCUCUCCUUCAAGACGCCAGCGGAGCUGAGGUAUAGCAGCGAACAGAAAGACUCGGAGGAACGCAGCUCCAACGGUUCCACAUGUGACAAUACGAAGCGCUCCAGCUCCAACCUCAACAUCCCCAGUGAGGAGCAGGCGGAGGGCAAGCCGGCGCCCCCCGAGCUCCCACCCGAUGCCCUGCCACCUCCGGAGGGCAACGCGGAGGGUGGCACGGGGAGCACGGAGCCCCAAGACAAAGAGAAGGUCAAAAAGGCCAAGAAUAACAAAGGGGUGAAGGCAGAGAACAACUCCGGCACGGGGCCAGAGGGGGCAACCCCCAGUAGUGGGCAGGAGAACGUGGUGGGCCAGGUGCUGAAUAACAAAGGGAACAGUUUCAGGCAACAGUACAAGCGGUUACCAGCUAACCUCCCCUUGCGCAGCACAGCCUGCAGGCUCCUUUAA
Molecule: messenger RNA, 2631 nt
Organism: Engraulis encrasicolus (European anchovy)
Lineage: Eukaryota; Metazoa; Chordata; Actinopteri; Clupeiformes; Engraulidae
Product: soluble guanylate cyclase 88E-like
Exons: 16
Coding region: 1-2631 (876 amino acids)
Biological process (GO): cGMP biosynthetic process; nitric oxide-cGMP-mediated signaling; response to oxygen levels
Cellular component (GO): guanylate cyclase complex, soluble
Molecular function (GO): heme binding; guanylate cyclase activity
Source: RefSeq, a predicted model, not a curated record